AAUUAAGCAAUACAAUACGAAGCAAGCUGCUGGUUUCUGUUCUCCAGUUAAGCAAUGGCUGCACCAGGCAUCGGCACUACUCCUAGUCCUAGCUUAUCUAGGUCGCUCGUUGUAGUGCCUAUGGGGAUCCUCUACCUGUUAUUCAUCUGCCCAAGUAUAAUUGAUGCCGCCCCGGUUUCAAGAAGUGCCAGAUUAAUCCUAAAUCAAGAACAACAUGCCGUACGUUCGACGAUCAACCACCAGGACAUGGAACAAGGAAAGAUGAUGAGUCUGGAAGAGGAAGUAGGGAUGAUGACAACAUCAACAAGCAUGGUGCAGCGGAGGGCGGUGGAGCUAAACGACUACCCGGGAUCCGGAGCCAACAACCGCCACACCCCUCGCCAACAGUUCGGCAGAUGCGUCGACUGCUGAGUUUACUAUUAAUUGCCAUUUUUUUUCCUGAAUUAUUUGUAGCUCAUCAUUGAUUAGAAAAGGAGAGGGC
Messenger RNA from Linum tenue, 481 nucleotides. Lineage: Eukaryota; Viridiplantae; Streptophyta; Magnoliopsida; Malpighiales; Linaceae. The record is from the annotation of a GenBank genome assembly.